AUGAAGUACAAUUUAUAAUGUUUAGAGGUUCAGACCGUUUUCAGUAAUGCAGUAAUCUCUAAACUAAUAAUCAGCCGAUCUGUCGACUAUCAUCACUUGAAGUUUCAACAGUGGCAUGUUACAAAUAAUUUUUAAACCCGAAUUUCACAAUAAUCGAGUUUAAUUUUUUAGUUAGUGAAUAUUAGAAGAUUUAAAAUAUUAUUGUAUAAUAAUUUUAUUUAUAAUAAUAUAUUAUACUGUACAUUUUAUUAGAUUUUAUAAUAACAACUAAAGAAUAGGUACAAAAAAAAAGAUACUAUCAGAUUGUUAUAUUAUUUAUGUUUAAUGUAGAUUAUUUGUUAUAGUUGUUUUUUUCCAUCAAUUAAACUGUAUAAUAGGAGCUUAUAAUUAGUAAUUGAAUUUGCAAAAUAUUAAUAGUAGGUAUAUUCAAAAUGCCCAAGAAGUUUGUUGGCAUGAAUUCAAAAGCUUUGGAAGCCAAAGCUCGAAAAGAUGCUAUUAAACAAGAAGCUGAUGCUAAAAAAAAAAAGGCAAUAGAAGAUGAAUUUUGGAAAGAUGAUGACAAGAACGCUAUCAAAAAACAAAAAAGAAAGGCAAGAAAAAGAAAAAAAAAAAUUGAUCAAAUAGAAAAAAAACGCGAAGCACAAUUAUUACUAGAAACUGAGCUCAGUGAAAUAAAGACAACACAUAUUAACCAAAAAAUCACUAGGCAUCAACUUAUGAAAGAACUUGAAACUCCAUCAAAUCCUAAGCCACAGCCAAUAUUGGACGAAGAAAGUUCAAUCGAAGAAAACUUGAAUCGUUUAACUAUGCACGAUGAAGAAGCACGAACAGUUGAUGAAGCUCUUAAUAUGCUGAAUCCUACUCAAAAGUUGUUGGAUAAACAUCCUGAAAAAAGACUAAAAGCAGCAUAUACUGCUUUUGAAGCAGAAAAUUUACCAAGGUUACGUCUUGAAAAUCCAUCUAUGCGUCUAUCUCAAGUAAAACAACUAAUGAACAAAGAAUGGAUGAAAUCACCGGAUAACCCUAUUAAUCAGAGAUAUUUGAAUAAAAAUUAAUUUGAAUUGCCUUUGAUAUAAGAAUAUUAAUAUAAGAACUAUAAGUAGGUGUUCAUAAUUCCUUGAAAUAAUGUGAUUAUUUACCUACUAAAAUUAUAUUAAUACUAUGUAUAAUGUAACAAAAAUGUAUUAAUUUCAAUUUUAAAUAAAGUUGGAUCUGUAAUAUAGGGUGACCAUAUGUCCCAUUUAAAACGG
Aphis gossypii (cotton aphid) is the source of this 1250-nucleotide messenger RNA. Its product is annotated as coiled-coil domain-containing protein 124. The record is from RefSeq and is a predicted model, not a curated record. Gene Ontology annotation, biological process: transcription by RNA polymerase II. Lineage: Eukaryota; Metazoa; Arthropoda; Insecta; Hemiptera; Aphididae. Bases 432 to 1055 code for a protein of 207 amino acids. The transcript is spliced from 5 exons. Gene Ontology annotation, cellular component: nucleus. Gene Ontology annotation, molecular function: transcription coactivator activity.